AUGGAAAUGGAGUUAAUAUACAAAGAAACCAUGAAACCAAGUUCAGGCACUCCUCCACACCUCAAAACUUACCCUCUCUCCUUCUUGGAUGUGACCACUCCUCCCCAAUACAUGCCGAUGAUUUACUUUUACCAUCCAAAACAAAUUGAAAACCAAGAAUCCAAGUUAGCCCUCCUCAAGAAAUCCUUACCCGAAGCUCUCUCAAUGUACUACCCAAUUGCAGGCAGGUUCAAAGGUAGACUCGCCAUUGACUGCAACGACCAAGGAGUGCCAUUGCUCGUCACAAAACUCAAAUGCCAUCUCUCUCACUUUCUCAACAACCCAAUCCAGCCUAAUCUGCUUCCUCUGUUUCCAGACAAUUUGGCCUGGACAAAUAUGAACAAUCCAGACCACGAUCCCAUCAUGGCCAUUCAAAUCAACUGCUUCCAUUGCGGAGGAAUUGCAAUUGCAGUCUGCGUCUCUCACAAGCUCGGCGACAUUUCCACUCUCAUCAACUUCGUCAACGACUGGGCCGCCAUCACCAACCACUACCAACAUCAGAACCACACACUACCCUCUCCGCCCUUACUGGACGCCGGAGUGUCCGUUUUUCCUCAAGGAGACCUGCCGGUUUACCAAGAAAAACCCUACUUCGGUCUCCCGAAAUCGGUCUGCAAGAGGUUCGUGUUCGAAGCUUCGAAGAUCGAAGCCCUUAAAGCCACGGCUGCACCGAUUCAUCCGACAAGGUUUGAAGCGGUGGCAGCACUGAUUUGCAAGUGUGCGGCUUCUGCACUGGGGUUAAGCCCUAACUCGCCGUUGUUAAGCACCGUUACGGUGAAUCUCCGCAAGAGGAUCGAUCCUCCUGUCCCCAGCAAAACCUUAGGGAACAUGAUAACGUUCUUCUUGUUUUGCGCCUCUCAGACGGAUCAGCUACCGGAGUUGGUAAGCAAGAUGAAACAGGGGAUGGUUGGUAGUGAGAUGCAGUUGAAGAAGUAUGGAGGAAAGUACAGGGACUUGGAUUUCAUCGGCGAGACACUCAAACGAGACUCGGAGGCUCCCAGGGAUUUGAAGUUUGCAUUGAUGACACUUUCUAGUUGGUGCAGGUUUUCAACGUAUGAGGCGGAUUUUGGGUGGGGGAAACCGGUGUGGAUAGCGUCCGUUUCGAAUUUCAAGAACGGUGUGGUUUUUAUGGAUGCGAGAGAUGGGAAAGGGAUGGAAGUGCUUGUGAACAUGGAAGAGCAGCACAUGGCAAGGUUUGAGUGUAACCAAGACCUGCUUCAAUAUGCUUCUGUUGAACCUUCCGUUCAGCUCUACCACCAAGAUGAUCUUUCAACUUUCAACCUCUAA
Molecule: messenger RNA, 1326 nt
Organism: Arachis ipaensis
Lineage: Eukaryota; Viridiplantae; Streptophyta; Magnoliopsida; Fabales; Fabaceae
Product: akuammiline synthase 1
Source: RefSeq, a predicted model, not a curated record